UGGACGCGUAAAUGGUGGUCUUUCUUCAACAGUUACUGCCACAUUUAGCCAUAUUGUUUCCGUUUCUGAAGCGCUGUUCUCGUGUUUGGAAUAAAAUAGCGCACAAACCGAAACUGAGGAAAUAAAGGUUGACAAUGAAGCAGCAAUACAUUUGAAUCUGGAGAUAUCGACGGAUAUCUACAAAAAGGAUUAUUACGGCAAUGGACUGGCUCUCAGUGUGUGUGCUCCUCUUCUGCCCGAGUCCACUGCCCCCUCACGCUGCUGUGCCCCUCGCCCCGUCCUCUCAGCACAUCCGGAGGAAGGACUGCCCGUCCCUGUAGGAAUGCCUGUUCGGGCCUGGCACCUGCCUCUGCCCGCGGCUGCUCCCACACCUUUUGCCAUUCCACCCCACUCCAGCUCUCACAGGCUGCUCCAUCAUGAACGAUGAGGUCAUCAGCACUAACGCACUGGCCUGGCUGGUCUGCUCGGGAGUGUCCAUCCUGGCCAACACCUGGGGAAUCCUGAGUGUGAGCGCCAAGCAGAAGAAGUGGAAGCCUCUGGAAUUCCUCAUCUGUACCCUGGCUGGCACGCACAUCCUCAACAUGGGUAUCCCUAUCACCAUGUAUUGCGUCAUUCAGCUGCGGCGACAGCACUCCAACUAUGAGUGGAACGAAGGACUCUGCAAGGUGUUUGUCUCCACCUUCUACACCCUUACCCUGGUCACCUGCUUCUCCGUCACCUCCCUGUCCUACCACCGCAUGUGGAUGGUCCGCUGGCCUGUCAACUAUAGGUUGAGUAACACCAAAAAGCAGGCUGUCCAUACUGUCAUGGGCAUCUGGAUGGUGUCGUUCAUUCUAUCCACCUUGCCUGCUGUGGGCUGGCAUGAUACCACAGAGCGCUUUUACACCCACGACAACUGUCGCUUCAUUGUGACUGAGAUCGGCUUGGGCUUUGGUGUCUGCUUCCUGCUGCUGAUCAGCGGGAGUGUAGUGAUGGGCGUCAUCUGUAUUGGAAUUGCCCUCUUCCAGACCUUUUCCAUCCAGAUGGGUCAAAAUGUAGACAAGAACAAAUUUAACGUGCCCACCAUUGUAGUGGAGGAUGCCCAGGGAUAUAAUUUAGUGGUGAGCUUUGCCAGCCUGAAAUUUGACCGCUCCUACAGCUGGAUGGUCCUGUGUGUCCUCUGGUGCUCCAUAGCUCAAUCAAUCCUGCUCCCCAUGUUCCUGUGGGCUUGUGACCGCUACAGAGCAGAUGUCAAGAUGGUCUGGGAGAAAUGUGUGGCCAUCAUGUCCAAUGAUGAAGUGGACGAAGAAAACAGCCAGGAUGGAGGCAUUCAUCCGGACUUAAUAUUUGACAGACCAUUUGACUAUAGCUCUGCUGGUGAUAUCAUGACGGUAGACCGUAUUGCCAAGUACGAAUUCUCAACCUUAGAAAGGGGGGGCCCCCAGGGUUAUCCAUUGAGGGAGCUUCAGGAAGAUAAAAUGCACUAUUUGCAGGUGCCCCCUACAAGAAGAUACUCCCACGACGAAACCGACAUGUGGACCACCGGUCAGAUCCCGUCUUACCUGCAUCGCUGGGGCUCCACAGAGGACAUCAUUGGCAUCCCGCAAUACAGCUCGCUGCGCCACGAGAGACAUCGGAGCAGCCCUGCGUCCUACCACGAGGAGAGCCACCCACACCGCAAAAGGAGGCGAUCCGAGGACAUGCAUUCGCUCAAGCAGAUUCCACGAGUCGAGCGUUAUGAGGGCGAUUUCAAGUGCUUUAGCCGCGACGAAGUGAUUAACUUCAUUGAUGAGACGCCACUGGCUAGUCCAAUGAGAAGCCCACGGCGAGCCUCUGCGAUCUCUCUGGUUCCAGAGACCUUCGAGCAGCACGUUGUUUUGUUGCCGCAUUUCCCGCUCACGCACUUUGAGCGCGAGCCUCAAGCGUUGAGACGCUGCUCUGAGCACGGCAAAGGAGCCACGCCAGGCGAGAUCCCUCAGGAUCUGCAGAGAAAGGCGAGGGACGGUAGCGUUGGCGAAGGCUCGGGCAUCAAGGCAUGCCCUGAGCACAAGCUUGCAUCAGAGCUUGUCCCGUUGGGUCCAGGUGCAUGGACAGGGGAGCAGUCUUCUUCAAGUAUUAGGACAGGACAGGUAGAUGCAUCUGCUUGGGUGGACCAGAAGCACCUGCCAAAAGGGGAAAGCAAAGGAAGCACUAAUAGUUUUAUAAGCUCACAAUCUGCAUCGUCAGGCUAUAUGACAUCCAUAGGAUCCACGAACUAAGCGACAGUUUUAUUCGAGUAUUUUCAAGUAGAUAUGCUUAUUAGUGUUAAAGCUUUGACUAAGUGGAAUGUUUUUGUUAACUAGGAACUGGGAUUUUUGAAGUGUGAUGAUUCGAAAUGGCAUAAGGACACCAUCGUUGCUUUUUUAUGUGUUGCUGAUACCAGGCUGGAUUUACAGGGUUAGUGGGCCUCAAAGGGGAGGGAAGCUGAGCAGCACAUAAGUGUCCUGAGCUCAACACUUAUGGUUAGAAAUGAGCACUAGGCCUUCUGCGCAUACACAUGAGCUUUUUACUGAGGCUCAUGACAGUUUUCAGCUUUUACGUUUCAGUGAGAAUUUAGUAUUCUGGUCAAAAUACUGCCUUUCUUGACUAAGGAAUUUGGGGCCAUUCAAUUACUUCGUGUGUAGAUAUAUAUAUAUAUAUAUAUAUAUAUAUACACUG
Molecule: messenger RNA, 2676 nt
Organism: Sinocyclocheilus rhinocerous
Lineage: Eukaryota; Metazoa; Chordata; Actinopteri; Cypriniformes; Cyprinidae
Gene: gpr153
Product: G protein-coupled receptor 153
Exons: 6
Coding region: 417-2237 (606 amino acids)
Biological process (GO): G protein-coupled receptor signaling pathway
Cellular component (GO): membrane
Molecular function (GO): G protein-coupled receptor activity
Source: RefSeq, a predicted model, not a curated record